UUUUUUUCAUAUCUAACAUUUUCCUUCUUUCAUUUAUAUAAUAUAAUAUACACAGCUAAGAAUCGCUGCGACGCAAAGAGAUUAGAAAAAAAGUUCAAAUUUGUUGCUGCGGAAGUAAUUAAAGUUUCGAUUUCUUCCGUUGCAACUUUAAUUUAAUUUUAAACGCUUCUAUUCUUAGCAAAGAUCAUCAAUUACAAUGGCUCGUUAUUUCUCCAACUGCAAAAAUAUCUCUGCUUUUGUUGUAGACUCUGUUUCUGUAGCUAUUCAGAGGCGUGGAUACGCGGCCGCAUCACAAGGUGGUGUUUCUGGUAGUGGAGCUGUUAGAAGCAAUGUGAUGGAAUCAAACAAGACUUCAUGGGUACCAGAUCCUGUUACUGGUUAUUACAGACCAGAAAGUCAUGCCAAGGAAAUUGAUGCUGCUGAGCUUAGAAACAUGUUGUUGAAGUACAAACCUAGACAAAAUUGAAAAACAAAAAACAAUUAUAGGAUCAAGAAUCACGUCUCGAGGAGUAGAGACGAAUUCAGGAUUUGAAUGUUGGAGUUCAAUAGUUAUACUUUUGGAAUUAUGAGUUCAAAAUGAAUUGUUAGUGGAAAUAUAGUAAUUUCUCACAUAUUAUGUUUGUUUUCCGCAUAGGAAAAAUGUUGAGUUCAGUUGAAUACGUUGGACCUAUAUUACAUGUGUCAGGCAGAUUUAGGAUUCAAAUGUUCAACGUUUAUGUUUUUACCAUUGAAUUCAUUGUACUUUUGAAAGUAUGAGUUCAGGAUGUAAUGUUAGUGAAAAUUAUAGUAAUUUCUUACAUA
Molecule: messenger RNA, 801 nt
Organism: Solanum tuberosum (potato)
Lineage: Eukaryota; Viridiplantae; Streptophyta; Magnoliopsida; Solanales; Solanaceae
Product: late embryogenesis abundant protein Lea5-like
Exons: 2
Coding region: 197-466 (89 amino acids)
Biological process (GO): response to stress
Cellular component (GO): mitochondrion
Source: RefSeq, a predicted model, not a curated record